Molecule: messenger RNA, 4770 nt
Organism: Tetrahymena thermophila SB210
Lineage: Eukaryota; Ciliophora; Oligohymenophorea; Hymenostomatida; Tetrahymenidae
Exons: 1
Source: RefSeq, a predicted model, not a curated record
UUAUAUAAAUCUUAUAUAAGUUUUCUUGAGAAAUAUCCUCUUCGAAAUAAAUUUAUAAUAUUAUUAUUAAGAGGAUUGGUUAAGCACAUCAUAGAAUCAAGAUAAUUUUAUAAAAAGCCAGAAUAAUAAAUGAACAUAACUAAUUAAGUUUAGAAUCCUCUUUUGAUUUAAUAAAGGGAUAUGAGAUAACCACUUUAAAAAUAGUUUAAUUAGUAGAAUAGUUAAUUAGUAAAUUACUCAACGGCUAGUAAAUAAUCUUAAGUAUCUAGCCCUAAAGAAAUUAUAAAAAAUAAUGAAGACACUAAAUAAAAAUGUUUGUCUGGAGAGGAAUGCUUUCGAUAGAGAAGAAUUUAAAUUUAAAAUUAGCAGCUUUUGAAUUAGCAGAAAAACAUCUUAGACGAAUUUAUAAAAUACAAUUAAAAUAUUUAAAAGACUUCUGAUGAGUAUAUAAGCUAGCGUAAGCAGUGGAAUAAAUCUUUCGAUCUCUCUAAGAAUAAGAAAAUUAUUAGUAUUAAAGGAUAAGAGGAAGAAUAAAAUAUUAUAACUAUUGCUUAGUAUAUGGUAAAUAAUUCAAAUAAAUCAUUUGAAGAGCAACUAAAUAAUUCUAUUCAUCCUUCUCUAAGAUCAUCUCCAAAAAAUGAAAAUAGUAAAUAGAAAGAAAAUUAGAAUCCUAUUUCUCAAUAAGUAAUUCAGUUACCUUAAGAUAAAAAAUAAACUGAGCCAGAAUAAAUGUAGAAAUAAAAUACACCACUAAAAAUAUAUAAAAAUAACAAAAUAUAUAAAAAUUAGUAUGCUUAAAAAAUUCAAAAUGAAGGUAGUAUUAUGCAGUAAAGUUUGUAAAUUAGCUAUGAAAAAUCUACUCCUAAAGCAAUACAAGAUGGACAAGAUAAUUUUAAAAUCAAGUAUAUACAAACUGAUUUAAACACGUAUAAACUAACUCCUUAAACUGCAGUGUAAAAUAAUAAGCUGCUAAAUAAAGGAAGGUAUGAUGGUAAUGAUAAAAGAUAAAGGGCCUCUUCUGUGACAAAUAAAAGAACUAAUUCCUAAUUGGGAUAGCCAAUAAGAGGAUCUAAAAAGUAAAGCAUAAAGUCAAGACUUAAUAGUGAUUCUUAUGAGAUUCAAACUGAGAAUAGCAACAAGCUGCCUGAAAUAUUUUAAUUCGAGGAAGUUCCUUAAAUCGCUUAAAAUUAAAUUAAUACUCCUAAAUCUAUUUCUAGUAAUAUUGCAUCUUCAAAGCCUAUAGAGUCGCUAUAAGAUACAGGUGUCAAGCUUUCAACUUAUAACUAAAAUUAUUCCACCAAAUCUUCUUAUAGAUAAAAAGAUUCUGCUGACUCAAUGUGCCAAACAGAGCCAAAUGAUUAAUACAAAAUCACAAAAUUAAACGAAAAUUAAAACCACUCCACUGAACCUGAUUCUUCAUUUUUAUUGACAGAGUACAAGGUUUAUAACUCUAAAUCUUAAUAUAAAAAUCAUGGAAGAAGAUUUCGUUCUUAAUCAAGAGCUUCUUCAUAGAUGUCUGAAAAUAUAGCAUAGACUAAUUAAGUGAGUCCAACCUCUUUAGGAAUAGAAAAUUAAAAGUAAAUGGAACAUCUAAUAAAAACAGAAGAUGUUUCUAUAGGCUCAGGCUAAAAAAAUUAAUAUAAAUAAAACAUAGUAUAACCAUAGCAAAAUUAAACUUAACUUAUUUCAGUUCAAAACAACUAAUUUUACUAAUAUUAUUAUGAUAGAGGAAAUAAUUUAAAUCAAACUCAAUUAUUACACAACAAAUUAGACAAUAGCUAAGAAUAAAAUAAAAAAUAUUUAAUAGGCAGUAUAAUAAGAAAAGAGUAAGAAAAUCAAGUAUAAAAAGCAUAAAACAACACUGAUUAAUCUAAAUUGAUGAGUACAAACAAUUAAUCGUCUUUAAAUCCUAAUUUAUAAAAUGAAAAUAAUUCUAGUCAGCCGAUAUAAAUUGAAACAGAUUUAGCAGCAUAUCAAUACAUAGAAAAGUUAAAAAGAGAAAAAAGACUGAGACAAGAGGAGGAUUACAAGAAGUUUUUAGCUGAAAAGUAAAAAAUGAAUGAUUAAUUUAAUGAGUUUUGCAUCAAAAAAUAGUUGACAAAUUCAAUCAUUAAUCAGUCUGUUGUAAAUAACGAAAGCUAAGCAAUGACAAAUCCCAGUUAAAUUUAUUAGUAUAAAAACUAGUAAAGAAUGAUAGAAAUUUCUAAUAAAUGUUAAUAAAUUUAUGAAGAGUGUUUAUCCUAAUUGCAAAUCUCUCCUUAAGUUUUUCAGCCGUAAUAAUUAAACUAGCAAUAACAAGCAUAAUAAAAUGUAGUAUUUUAGAAGAAUAAUAUUUAAGAUUCUCAUCCUCCAAAAAACAUUUAAAUUGAUCCCGUUGCUAUUACUUUGCCAAGACUUUCACCCAUAAAUUCUACAACUAAUAACUCUACUAAAUUUCAAAACGAAGAGUAAAGAAGUAUAAGCUACUAGAGAGCAGUCAAUCCAACUUUAAACAGUGUUUUUUAAAGCUAAACUAAAUCAACGAGAUCAAAUUCUAACUAACCUUCAAUGAUUAAACCUAACAACAGUAAACCUAUAACAAUAUCUAUGUAGAAAUUUCUAAAUGAUAGUUCAAAGGGGAUAAGCGAUAAAUAAUAUUUUCCCUCCAAGAAAAAGCUAGAGUCAUCAUCAUCAAGAGCUUCAUCAUAAUUGGAAAGUUCAAUUAUAAUUAACUAAAUCGAUGAGCAGAUAAAACACUAAAGUCCUUAAAAGCUAACUAACGAAAGUAUUAAAUUUUAGUCUUCGAAAAAGAAAGUCAUCAAAAUAAAAAAUCACUCUACUUUAUUAGAGAAUAAAGAUUCUCUAUCUUCAUAAAAAAAAUAAAAUACCAUUAAAGCAAAUAAUUCAUUAGAUGUAGUUCAAGGAGAAAAAUCAAAUAAAACUGAAAAUCAAAACAAAAUUUUAAAGAAUAAUCAGAAAGAUCCUAAAGAUGAUCCUUAGUUUGCAACCAAAAUAGAUUUAAAUCUAAAUCAACCACUGUAAAAAAAUAAAAAUUUAGAAUCAAUAAACAUCCAAUAAAAUAAUUAAACACCUACAAAAAAUAUUUUAUCUCCUAAAUCAAUUUUGAAAUCACCAAAGAAUUAUUGUGAAAGCUCAAGCAUAAAAAAUAUCAAAGAGCCUUAAGACUUCACUCUAGGUUACGACAGUUAAAUUCAAUUCUUUGAUCAAACUUAAAUGCCUGCUUCUUAACCUACAAUUUAUUCAAACUUGAAUAAGAGAAAAAAUACUAAAAACGAUUUAUCUCCUACAAAUUAAAAUGUUAUUUAAGCACAUUCACAUAAAUAAAUUUUACCAAAAACUCAAUUUCUAAGAGAAGAAGAAUUAAAUUAGCAGAUUUAUCAAAAAUUCUCAUAGUUGUAGGAAACAGAUGCUUUUUAUCGUGUUCAAACAAACUCAGUUGAUAAUUCUAUUAAAUAUAGCUAGGAUUUCGGUUAAAUUUUAAGUUUAAAUGAAAGCAAUAAUGAAGACAGCAAAAAUUAAUUAAGCCCAAUUUCAAACAAAUAUUCUGUUUAAAUUAAUUAAAUUACAGAAGUUUCCAAUACUGAAGAUGAGUUAUCUUAAUAAAAUACAAGGAAUCUAAUUAAAGGAUGUAAUUAAGGAUCUAAAUUCACAUUCUUAAAUUGCAGUUCGCCAGAUAUUUAAGACCAUGCAAAGGAAGGUUUAACUAGCUUUUCUUAAAAAAUAUUACAACCUAUGCAGAUUAUGCAUUAAAGUAAAAUAUUAUAAGAUAGCUAAUCUCCCUCUUAAAUCAGAUAAAAUUUAAUAGAUUAGUUAUCAAAUCUCAAUCAAAAAAGUAGCCUUUAAAAUUUAAAUGUAAGUUAAAAACUGGUUAAAACGAAUGAUGAAAAUAAAAAUUUCAGUGAAAAAACAAAUGAUUUUUAAAUUCAAGAAAAUUAAAUACUUUCACCAAAAACAAAAAACUAAGUUGAUAAUUAGUAAAAUGAUACUAAUUAAAUGAAUGAUAAAAAAAACAAUACUGAUAGUAGUAAUAAAUUAUAAACAGAGUAAACUAAAAUAUCUAAGCAAUCUAUUUAUGAAAAAUUAAUAGAAAAAAAUCAAAAUAAGUUCGAACAAAUUUAAUAAAAUUAUGAAAAACAAAGCUAAUAAAAUCUCUUGGAAUAAUCUCAAAAUGAUUAAAAAACUAAAUAACUUAUUUAAGAACCCUAAGAAAAGUAAUUUGUGGAAAUAAUAAACACUAAAAGCGGACAGCAAGAUAUACAAGAAGCAGAAAGUAGCUAAAAAUCUUAAAAAUAAAAUAAAGUUAAUGAAGGAGCAAAACAGAACUAAAUUAAAUAAAAUCCUGAAUAAAUUGAUAUAGUAAAAUCUAAAUCAAAUUUAUAAUAAGAAACAAAUCAUGUAAAUAUUAAUAAUGAUAAUCUAAAUUAAAAGCAAUGUAAUUUAAAAGAAAGCUAAGAAAUCGAUAUCUAAAGAAGCAACAAUUUGCAAAGUAUAAUAAAUUAAAAAAUUUUAAAAAAUAGAAAUAAAAAUUUAGUUAAUGAAUAAUAUUAACAUUUAGAAAGUAAAAGGCAAAAUGUUGAAUAAAAUAAAUAAAAAUAUAUAGAAGAAUCAUAAUUUGUUAUUGAAUUGGAUAAUGAUACCAAUUCAAAUAGGGCUUAAUCUCCAAAAUAAAUUGAGGACUAAUAAACCAAUAAUCAAUUAAAUGAAUAAAAGGUAAAUAUAUACUUAAACAGUAGAGAUGUACCUUUAAUAAUAAAUUCUUCAUUCUACUGA